AUGCUUGGAGGGCUAUUUGAGACUCUGUCUGUCUCAGUAGAUGAUCGGAAAGUUCAGUAUCUUCUAUCAAAAAUAGCCUAUGCAGUUCAGCAGGCUAAUACCAGGAGCUCGAGGUCAUCCACCUCUUUAAUUAAACCUUCAGAAAAUGAUGAAGCAUCUACAAAUGAAGGGGAUAACAAAGAGCAGUUUUCUUAUUCUGAUGAAGGCCUCAAAGAAGUGGUUGCCGAGGAAGAGGAGAAAGAAGAAGUUAAAUUAAUUAAUGGAAUAGUAAAUCCUGCCCUAAGUAAUCAAUUUGACAUUGAAGAUGAGCUUUUCCCAGAAUUUGAAAAUCUUUUGUCCGGAGAAAUUGACUUUCCACUGCCUGCGGACAAAUAUGAUACCGAAGCCAAUUCCAGAGAAGAGAAAAAUAAAGUGUACGAAAGUGAGAUGGCAAAUAAUGCAACUGAACUGGAAAGACUACGCAACUUAGUAAAAGAGUUAGAAGAGAGAGAGGUGAAGCUUGAGGAAGAAUUGCUUGAAUACUAUGGAUUGAUGGAGCAAGAAUCAAAUAUUGCUGAAUUACAGAAGCAGCUUAAAAUUAAGACAGUGGAGAUUGAGAUGCUGAACAUUACGAUAAAUUCAUUGCAAGCCGAGAGAAAAAAGCUUCAAGAGGAGGUGUCUUUGGGAGCCGUUUCUAGGAAAGAACUUGAGGUGGCAAGAAAGAAAUUAAAGGAACAACAAAGGCAAAUUCAGCUCGAGUCAAACCAGACGAAGGGCCAGCUUUUAUUACUUAAGCAACAAGUCAGUGGACUUCAAGCCAAGGAAGAGGAAGCAGUUAUGAAAGAUGCUGAAGUAGGGAAGAAGCUUAAAGCUCUGAAGGAGUUAGAGGUGGAGGUUAUGGAACUUAAGAGGAAGAACAAAGAGCUCCAGCACGAAAAGAGAGAGUUAACAGUAAAAUUAGAUACUACUGAAGCCAGAGUAAAUGCCCUUUCCAAUAUGACAGAGAGUGACAUGGUUGGCAAAGUAAGAGAAGAGGUGAAUAACUUACGACAUGCAAACGAGGACCUCGUUAAACAGGUGGAAGGACUUCAGAUGAACAGAUUCACUGAAGUUGAAGAGUUAGUUUAUCUUCGCUGGGUCAAUGCAUGCUUAAGAUUUGAGCUUCGGAACUACCAAACACCAUCUGGAAAAAUGUCAGCUCGAGAUCUCAAUAAAAGUUUGAGCCCAAGAUCACAAGAGAAGGCUAAACAACUGAUGUUAGAGUAUGCAGGAUCAGAACGUGGACAAGGAGACACAGAUAUUGAAAGCAACUUCUCCCAUCCAUCCUCUCCUGGAAGUGAGGAUUUUGAUAAUAUGUCUAUUGAUAGUUCCACAAGCAGAUUCAGUAGUCUCAGUAAAAAGCCUAGUUUGAUCCAAAAGCUUAAGAAAUGGGGAAAAAGUAAAGAUGAUUCGAGUGCACUUUCUUCCCCUGCAAGAUCUCUCGGGGGAGGAUCCCCCAGCAUGAAUAGCAUGAAUUAUAGACCUAGAGGUCCUCUGGAAGCCCUGAUGCUAAGAAAUGCAGGUGAUAGCAUGGCUAUCACUAGUUUUGGGAUGGGAGAACAGGAUGACCUUAAUUCCCCUGAAACUCCAAAACAACAGCCUAGUCGAGUUCAAGAUUCUUCUCCUGAUUCACUCAAUUCUGUUGCAGCCUCUUUCCACGUAAUGUCCAAAUCAGUUGAAGGAGUUCUAGAGGAGAAGUAUCCCGCAUAUAAAGAUAGGCAUAAGCUGGCUUUAGAAAGAGAGAAGCAAAUCAAGGAAAAAGCUCAACAAGCAAGAGCAGUAAGGUUUGGUGACCCUUCUAAGGUGGAUAAAGAUAAUUCUGUGACUUUGCCUCCAAAACUUGCUCUAAUAAAAGAAAAACCAGUUGCCUCUGGUGACCAGUCGAAUGAUAACAAAGUUGAUUCUACAGCAGUGAGCAAAAUGAAACUUGCACAUAUUGAGAAGCGACCUCCUAGGGUCCCUCGAGCACCUCCUAAACCGUCAGGAGGUGCUCCUGCUGAUAAAAAUACACACUUUUCAAAUGGAGCACCAAGUAUGCCACCACCACCACCUCCUCCACCAGGUGCCCCGCCACCACCUGGUGGUGGACCUCCACGCCCACCACCUCCACCAAGAAGUCUCUCAAGAUUGACCGGAAGUGGUGACAAAGUUCACAGAGCUCCUGAACUAGUUGAAUUCUACCAGACAUUGAUGAAACGCGAGGCAAAGAAGGAUACACCAUCUUUGGUUUCUUCAACAUCAAGCCCCUCAGAUGCAAGGAGUAACAUGAUUGGGGAGAUAGAGAACAGAUCAUCAUUCCUCUUAGCUGUUAAAGCUGAUGUGGAGACUCAAGGUGAUUUUGUUCAGUCGUUGGCUACUGAAGUCCGGGCAGCUUCCUUUACCAACAUAGAAGAUUUGCUGGCCUUCGUGAACUGGCUUGAUGAGGAACUCUCCUUCUUAGUUGAUGAACGAGCUGUCCUUAAACACUUCGAUUGGCCUGAAAGUAAAGCAGAUGCAUUAAGAGAGGCAGCAUUUGAAUACCAGGACCUGAUGAAAUUAGAGAAGCUAGUGACCUUGUUCGUUGAUGAUCCGAAUCUUCCUUGUGAGGCUGCUUUGAAGAAGAUGUAUAAGUUGCUUGAGAAGGUGGAGAACAGUGUGUAUGCACUGUUGCGCACACGCGACAUGGCUGUUUCACGGUAUAAGGAAUUUGGCAUCCCCGUCGAUUGGUUACUUGAUUCGGGAGUAGUUGGCAAGAUCAAGCUUUCAUCAGUACAAUUGGCACGAAAAUACAUGAAACGUGUCGCAUCAGAGCUUGAUGCCACGAAUGAACCAGAGAAGGAACCCAACAGAGAGUUUUUGAUUCUUCAAGGUGUCCGAUUUGCUUUCCGUGUUCAUCAGUUUGCGGGAGGCUUUGAUGCAGAAAGCAUGAAGGCUUUUGAAGAACUAAGAAGUCGAGCUCACGCGAAAACAGGAGAAGAGAAUAAACUAGAAGAAUGA
This is a messenger RNA of Fraxinus pennsylvanica, 2994 nucleotides long. The record is from the annotation of a GenBank genome assembly. Lineage: Eukaryota; Viridiplantae; Streptophyta; Magnoliopsida; Lamiales; Oleaceae.